Mangifera indica (mango) is the source of this 3588-nucleotide messenger RNA. RefSeq lists its product as uncharacterized. Bases 62 to 3457 code for a protein of 1131 amino acids. Lineage: Eukaryota; Viridiplantae; Streptophyta; Magnoliopsida; Sapindales; Anacardiaceae. Gene Ontology annotation, molecular function: enzyme inhibitor activity; helicase activity. The transcript has 14 exons. The record is from RefSeq and is a predicted model, not a curated record.
UAUUUUAAUUUUAGCAGAUGCGAAACCUGAAACUAUUUCCGACUUGGAGAGGGUUGGUAGAAUGUGGUCUUUUCUAUCAGUCAUGACAAUCGCUGAGGAUGAUAAUGAUAGCACUUCUACUUACUUUAAAGUGAAGGCUUCAAAAAGCAUCCAGCAGUUUGAAAGGGAGAAAUCACUGUUUGUGAUUUUCUUGGCAAAUAUUACUACUAACAGAAGAAUAUGGAAAUCCUUGAACAUGUCCCGAAAUUUGAAGAUUAUCAAAAAAGUUUUACGCGGGAAUUCCGUGUCGGAGGAAAGUUGCCAAGUCUGUUCUGAACUGAAUGGAGGGAUCUUAUAUGAGAAAUUUGGUAGUGGCUUAUCAUCGACAUUGAAUGAUUCGCAAUUGAAUGCAGUUCUUGCCUGUCUUGAUGGAGUGCGUUGUGAUCACAAGUCCUCUGUGCAACUUAUAUGGGGUCCCCCUGGAACAGGGAAAACUAAAGCUGUUAGUAUGCUUCUCUUUACUCUGUUGAAAACAAAAUGCAGAACCCUUACUUGUGCCCCGACGAAUGUUGCAAUUACAGAAGUUGCUUCUCGUGUUCUGAAGCUGCUGAAAGAAUCGAUUAAAACUGAUGACUAUGGAAGUGAGACUCUGAUGCUUCCUCUUGGAGAUAUUCUCUUGUUUGGGAGUAAGGAGAGACUCAAAGUUGGUCAAGAAAUAGAAGAAAUAUAUUUGGAUUAUCGCGUUAAAAAGCUUUCAGAGUGUUUUGGUACGCUGACUGGCUGGAGGCAUUGCUUCUCAUCCAUGAUGGAUUUACUUGAAGAUUGUGUUUCUCAGUAUCACAUUUUCUUGGAGAAUAAAUUGGUAAAGAAGAGAGAAAGUACUGACAAAAAUGAAGUCAAAGAGAAUUACAGGAAUAUGGAAAUGGAAGGUGACAAUGAGGAGUUUAAAUCAUUUCUUGAAUUUGUGAGAGAUAGAUUUAAACAUACUGCUACUCCUCUUAGGAAUUGUAUAUUUAUCUUCUGCACUCACAUACCAAAACGUUUCAUUUUGGAAAGUAAUUUUCAAAAUAUGAUAGAUCUUAUCAGUUUACUUGAUUCUUUCGAAACUUUGUUGUUUCAAAAAAAUGUAGUUUCUGACGAGCUGCAAGAGCUCUUUUCACAUUCAGUAGCUGAAGAGUUUUUUUCAUCACCUGGGCAUAGAAAUUACUUGUUGCAGAAAAGGAGAGCUUCUGUAAUAUUUUGCACUGCUUCUAGUUCAUUUAAGCUGCAUUCAGUGGCCAUGGAACCACUGAACGUUCUGGUCAUUGAUGAAGCGGCACAACUAAAAGAAAGUGAGUCGACAAUACCCCUGCAACUGUUGGGCUUAAAUCAUACUAUUCUCAUUGGGGAUGAGUGCCAAUUGCCAGCAAUGGUUAAAAGCAAGGUUACUGACGAAGCUUCCUUCGGGAGAAGCUUAUUUGAGAGGCUGAGCUCAUUGGGUCGCUCUAAACACCUGCUCAAUACACAGUAUCGGAUGCACCCCUCAAUUAGCUGCUUCCCAAAUUCUUAUUUUUAUAACAACCGGAUUUGGGAUUCUCCUAAUGUUAAAAGAAGAAUCAACAAAAAUGUCUUUUUGCCAAGAUCUCCAAUAUUCCGUCCAUAUUCUUUCAUCAAUAUUCUUGAAGGGAGAGAAGAGUCCAUUGGCCGUAGCUGGAGAAAUAUGGUUGAGGUAGCUGUUGUGAUGAAAAUAUUGCAGAACCUGUACAAAGAUUGGAAUGACUCAAAACAGAAGCUGAGCAUUGGCAUAGUCUCACCUUACAGUGCUCAAGUACAAGCAAUUGAAAAAAAACUUGGAGGCAAGUAUGAUGACUCUGAUGACUUUACUGUAAAAGUGAAGUCGAUUGAUGGGUUUCAAGGUGGUGAGGAGGACAUUAUUAUAAUUUCCACUGUGAGAAGCAACGAAAGGGGAUCCAUUGGAUUCUUGUCCAAGCCACAGAGAAUCAAUGUUGCACUUACAAGGGCCAGGCACUGUUUAUGGAUUUUAGGGAAUGAAAGGACCUUAACUCAUGGUGAAUCUGUUUGGAAAAUCUUAAUCAAUGAUGCUAAGGACCGCUGUUGUUUCUUUAAUGCUGUUGAAGAUAAGGAUUUGGCCAAAGCUAUAUUAGAGCCCAAAAAAGAGCUUAAUGAAUUGAAUGAAUUGCUGAAUGCUGACAGUGUACUUUUCAACAAUCAAAAGUGGAAGCAGAACAGGAGUACUAAAGGCAAGGCAACGGAGGCAGGUUCAGAAGAGAAAUUGGAUAAGGACAGUAAGGAGGCAUUGCAAGUUCAUCUAGCCUCUGGUUCCCAGUGGCCAGAAAAUUCUCAGAAGAUUGAAAACAAGGGGAAGGGAAAGAAAAAGCCUAAGAGAAAGAACAAGCGAAAUGAAUUCUGGCGACAGAAAGAUGCAGAUGAUGAAAAGAGCAUUUUGUUGAAUGCCCCAGCAGUUGAGCAGAAUAGGAGUACUAAAGGCAAGGCAACAGAGGCGGGUUCAGAAGAGAAAUUGGAUAAGGACAGGAAGGAGGCAUUGCAAGUUCAUCUAGCCACUGGUUCCCAGUGGCCAGAAAAUUCUGAGAAGAUUGAAAACAAGGGGAAAGGAAUGAAAAAGCCUAAGAGAAAGAACAAGCGAAAUGAAUUCUGGCAACAGAAAGAUGCAGAUGAUGAAAAGAGCAUUUUGUUGAAUGCCCCAGCAAUUGAGCAGAAUAGGAGUACUAAAGGCAAGGCAACAGAGGCGGGAUCAGAAGAUAAAUUGGAUAAGGACAGUAAGGAGGCAUUGCAAGUUCAUCUAGCCUCUGGUUCCCAGUGGCCAGAAAAUUCUCAGAAGAUUGAAAACAAGGGGAAGGGAAAGAAAAAGCCUAAGAGAAAGAACAAGCGAAAUGAAUUCUGGCAACAGAAAGAUGCAGAUGAUGAAAAGAGCAUUUUGUUGAAUGCCCCAGCAGUUGAGCAGAAUAGGAGUACUAAAGGCAAGGCAACAAAGGCGGGAUCAGAAGAGAAAUUGGAUAAGGACAGUAAGGAGGCAUUGCAAGUUCAUCUAGCCUCUGGUUCCCAGCGGCCAGAAAAUUCUGAGAAGAUUGAAAACAAGGGGAAGGGAAAGAAAAGGCCUAAGAGAAAGAACAAGCGAAAUGCCGCUCUCGCAUUAGAUCCUAAAGCCUUGUCUACAACAAACGUGAAAUUGCUGGCUAAGAUAGCGCUAAACUUGGCUGUAUCUAAUUCCACAAGCAGCCUAAAAUACAUUGAUGCAAUGGCGAAGAAGGAAAAAUCUUCACCGAGACUGAAAUCGGCACACGAGUUCUGCAUUUCACAGUAUCAGUACACCGUGAAUUCAUUCAAAAGUGCUUUGAGCGACUUGGAUGUAGAUCCUAUGACUGCAAAUUAUGAUGCAAAAGUUGCUUCUGAUGGUGCAUCUUACUGUGCAGACAAAAUGAAAUCUGAGGGAUUUCAAUCUAAAGACGGUUACCAAUAAGAUGCGCUGAAUUAAUUGGUAUAAAUAAUAUUCUAUGGCAUGGUUACAUUACAUACGGGAAAGUUUUCUUCUUUUUUUGGGAAUAAUUACUGAUGUUAUCUAUUUGAAUCAAAUGAUUUAAUUUUAUUAAU